AUGACCAAGGUCGCUCUUAUCACCGGCGGCACCAGUGGAAUCGGCCUGGCAGUUGCCAAGGACCUGAGUCUGACCGAUAGUUGGCAGGUCAACAUUAUUGGAAGCAAUCAGAAGCGAGGUCAAGAAGCAGCGGCAUCCCUCUCAAAUGUCGCCUUCUAUCAAGUCGACGUGCGCAAUUACCAACAGCUAGCCGCUGUAUUUGACCAGAUUUUCAAUGCCGCUGGUCGGAUAGACUUUGUUUUCGCGAACGCCGGAAGAGCAGGGGACACUGAUUUCUUCGCCAAAUGUGAGACCGGCAUCCCGCCUGAUCCGGGUUUCGACAUUGUCGAUAUCAACGUGAACGGCGCUUUGUAUACCAGUUAUCUCGCGAUGCAUUAUUUUCGUCGCUCUCCGAAGUCAACGAAAGGGCAUAGAAACUUGAUACUCACAUCGAGUAUUGGGGGACUGUACCCCUGCAUGCUAACCCCGGUGUACUCUAGUACUAAACAUGCGCUCGUUGGAUUCACUCGCUCUGUCGGAGAGCGACUUUGGGAAGAGGGAGUCCGGAUCAACGCUUUGUGCCCUGGUGUUGUCGAAACGCCUCUUUUUUCCGUUGAAGCGUUUACGUCGGUCUUCCCACGGGAAACAUUUAUCCCUAUGGACGUUGUGACUGGUAUAAUAUCACAGCUAUUGUCUGGUGGGGAUAUGGUAGACGCCAAAGGGAUGCGCGUGGCUGGUGAGGAGAUGCAUUCCCGGGCUAUUCACGUUUCAGGAGAGAACUUCCUUUUCAUUGAAAAGCCCGGGAUCUAUGACGAGCAAACCCGAAUCACAUGGGCUGCAAUGAUGGGGCAUGAAUAA
Molecule: messenger RNA, 837 nt
Organism: Penicillium coprophilum
Lineage: Eukaryota; Fungi; Ascomycota; Eurotiomycetes; Eurotiales; Aspergillaceae
Product: Short-chain dehydrogenase/reductase SDR
Exons: 3
Coding region: 1-837 (278 amino acids)
Cellular component (GO): cytoplasm
Molecular function (GO): oxidoreductase activity, acting on the CH-OH group of donors, NAD or NADP as acceptor
Source: RefSeq, a predicted model, not a curated record